Messenger RNA from Paraphaeosphaeria sporulosa, 1347 nucleotides. RefSeq lists its product as uncharacterized. The transcript has 6 exons. The coding region runs from base 1 to 1347 and encodes 448 amino acids. The record is from RefSeq and is a predicted model, not a curated record. NCBI's taxonomy places the organism in Eukaryota, Fungi, Ascomycota, Dothideomycetes, Pleosporales, Didymosphaeriaceae.
AUGGAUGUUGUGAUACGAGAACGUCCAUGGGCAGCAAUCAUACCUAGCAUUGCACCAAACGAUAGGCGUGGCGCUCUGCUUGAUAAAGCGCAUCACAUGUGGUUGCUCCUGAUGGAAGUUACGAAGGUCCGAGAGCAGCGACUCUGGCUGGGGUGGAUCGUUUAUAUCGAGAGGUUGGGAGCGACGAGGUUACUAACGAACCGCAACCCACGGAGAGGCCUCAUUCCGGACAGCGAGUUCGUUCAAGGCAGCUGUAACUUUGUAGUCGAGGUGCGGAGGGUCAACGUGCGGCGGUUCAAGUUUUUCAAGACGGGUGGACUAUUGACAAGCACCAUGAGGUUCGGUAAUCAGCGAUCCAUUGCGCCACGCCUUGACGCUAACAAGGGAGGAGCCCAAUAUCAAUCAAGGGCAUGUCAUCAGAUUUGGAUCGUACCGGCCGUGUCCUACGCCAACGAGGCCGUCGUGAACCUCUAUGAUCCUGAGCUCGUACAUUACUUGUCGGUGACCAGCAUGAUCCAAAAUGGCUAUUUUGCGCCUCACAAGCCAUUGCCCAGUCCCAAAAAGAAAGUAGGAAUUGGUGACGACACCCUGACCCAGAUUAUGUGCGGGGAUAUGCUCAACGCGUCGCGACCAGGGAAAGUCCAUCACGUGAACCCUUGUCUCACGUUGAUGCCGCCACGUCACCUCCCCUGUCUGAAGUGUCUCUCUAACGCUCUAGCAAAAACGUUGCCAACAUUCGAGGGUCUCGUGGGUGCACCGUUGCUCUUCACACUGUUGUCGCUCUGCGUGUUCAUGAACACGAGCAUUCUCGUGUUGACCCAUGACAGCCCAUUCAACGCGAUGAAGGAAGAGAAAUCUGCCAACAAGAUGGCUGAUGACGGCUCGUUUAUGAACCCUUCUAGUGAGCCCCCCAUCCGACUGAAGGACACUCCCGACAAAUCCCAGUCCGAGGGCUUGAGCGUCGACGGCGAACACGGGGAUACACCCAAGCCAAAAGGCGGUAUCAUCAAGUUCAGCACCCACAUCCCGGCCAAGGAGCAAACCACAGGGAGCAAUCGACCUGGGGCGCCAGCAGAGCCGGUUCCGAGGCCGCUGGAACCUACCAUCGUAACCUCGUCCAGCACCUGGACGUAUACCGCACCCAUGCGUCGUCCGCGGCAUACUUCCUCCACCCAGGUCACCACUAGACCAUCCAAGCAUGGCAUGCUGAUACCUAUGGCGCAUGAAGGCAAGAAGGACCACGGCACCGUAUCCCAUGCUGCGUCCAAGGACUCCAAGGACGAGUUUGACGGGUUCAACAUACAAAUGCUUGCACGGCGCGUGCAGCUGAUGCGCAGGGACAUGUAA